This is a messenger RNA of Carassius auratus (goldfish), 1749 nucleotides long. RefSeq names its product GTPase IMAP family member 8. Bases 85 to 1239 code for a protein of 384 amino acids. Gene Ontology annotation, molecular function: GTP binding. NCBI's taxonomy places the organism in Eukaryota, Metazoa, Chordata, Actinopteri, Cypriniformes, Cyprinidae. The record is from RefSeq and is a predicted model, not a curated record. The transcript is spliced from 4 exons.
UGAUCACUAUUUUCCUGCUUCGCCUCAUGACAGAUAUAACCAGAGGUGCUUCUCGCAACCUGGUGAACAAACUGGAAAUUCAACAUGCCAAAAGGAGAAAAUAAAACAGCACAAGUUACAGACGAUGACAGCGUUGUCACCGUGGUGCUCCUGGGACAAAACAGCGCUGAUAAGUGCCUGAUAGGAAACACCAUGCUUGGGUAUAACUGCUUCCAGCCAGGAAGGUCCAUGUAUCAAAAGGCUCUGGGAAGAAUGAAAGACGAGCUGCUCUACAUUAUAAACACCCCGGACCUUUUCUGGAGAAUAUUCCAAGAACCAGAAGCUAAUACUAUCGAGGAGAUGAAGCCAUCAUACACAGGUCCACGCAUGUUCCUCCUGGUGCUCCACGAUGAACAGCUGUCCCAGGAAGAGGUGGAGAUGUUUACCCAAAUGAAGGAGAGAUUUGGAGAGAAAAUGACUAAAAAUAUUACUGUGGUGUUGAUCGACGACAGAGAGACAUCAAGACAGUCCUGCAACAUAGCAGAUAUACACCUCAAAAAGAUUCUACAUGAAUGUGAGGAGAGAAUUUGUGUCUUCAGCAAAGAUACGGCAGACUCAGAUCUGGUCAGACAGCUAUUGAUACAUAUUACAAAAACGGCAGAGAAAGAGGAAGCUGAUCCUGGCAGAUUCCAUGAAGUUGACUCCGAACAACCAAAAACAAUGCCAGGGGAGAGUGACUGCAGUAUCAUCACCUUGGUGCUCCUGGGAUUGAACAGCGAUGACAAGUGCCUGAUAGGGAACAGUAUUCUCCAGUAUGAUUGUUUCGUGGCUGGAAAAGCCACAUGUGAGAAGGUUGUGGCUAGAGUAGCUGAUCAGAUGGUCUGUAUUGUCAACACUCCUGACCUUUUCUAUAAACCAAGCCCAGAUUCAAUAGCUGAUAGUAUGGAGGAGAUGAAGCUAUCAUACGCAGGUCCACGUAUGUUCAUCAUGGUACUGCAGGACAAAACUCUUUCACAGGAAGAGAUGGAGAUGUUCGCCCAACUGAAGGAGAGAUUUGGAAAGAAACAGCUCGAAAACACGUUUGUUGUGAUUAUAGGUAGCGAAGAAAAUAACUUAAGCAAGAAUUUUGAAGCUGAUAAGACCCUCAAAAAGAUUCUAGAUGAGUGUAAGGAGACGGUUUAUGUUUACAGGAGUAAUGUGAAAAGCACUGAGCUGGUUGGACAGCUUAUAGGACAAAACAACAUGCAAGCAGGAAUCUGAGAAAAACUGAAUAUUCCAGUUAGAAAUCAGCUCAGCCCAGCUGAUAUGUACUGUGUGGUUGAUAUUGUGCCAUAAAACUGAUUUAGCUGAAUACAAAAUAAAUGUUAUAUUCCUACAGUGUUAUACGUGUAUCCAAAAGAUUGUGAAUUAAACAUAAGCAACACAACAGUCUACAGUUUCUUAUCAUGAAUCUGAAGUAAAUCACUGUUCAAACAUCUUUGCUAGAGUUUCCAGUAACAAACGAUAAUAGAUGGAAACUGGAGUUCGGUGUUAUUUGCAUAAAACUGCCAAAAGCUAUUUUCACUAACUCCACCCACCAUUGCUUGGAUAUUUUACCUUUAGUACAAAUAACAUAAAUGUUAACAAAUGUUUUCUUAGGCCACUCUUACUCAUUUUCCACCCAUAAUCAAAAACCAACUAAAUUAUACAAAUUCUUUUAGAUUACUGCAUUAAGACCAACCAUUUUAAAAAAACAUGCAAUGAAGAAAUAAAGCCAAGUACAGCUGUUAU